AUGACGGACCUCAACAUUUUGAACCGAAGACGAGGAGGUCUCAAAGGACAAGUCAUGCGGCUGCUAUCAUCUAUAGGAAGUGAUAUCGACGCAAUGGACUCGACGGAAAUCGGUUGCAAAGUUGAACAUGUGCAAGCUCUAAAAACCAAAUUCGAGCAGCUGAAAUUAGAUUACUAUUCAGUGCUGAAGGAUGAGGAAUUGGACGAAAAUGAAGAGAUUUUCAUUGAUCUCGAAGAAGAAUUAGAAAAAAUAGAAGUCGCCCUCAAGCGCAAGUUCAAGCAGCUGAACAACAAUAUUUCCCGCUCCUUUAAUGAUGCACCACCUAACUCAACAAUCAGUAUCCGGCUUCCCGAAAUAUCACUUCCAAAAUUUAACGGUAAAUAUGAAGAAUGGUUCCUCUUCAAAGAACAAUUUAACUCCAUCAUCAAUAGCAACUCUUCCCUCUCAGAUUCACAAAAACUGUAUUACCUGAAAUCAUCACUUAUCGGCCGCGCCAAAGAAAUAGAAACAAUAGAUGAUACCUACCAGUCCCUGUGGAAGGCCUUGACUGAGAGGUUCGAAAAUAAGAGACUAAUUGUGAACAGUCAUAUACAAGAGCUGUUAAACAUCCAGAAAAUUACUCAUGAGUCUGCAGAUGAGCUGAGAAAUCUUGUGGACAAGAUUCAUAAGCAUCUGCGUGCACUCCGGCAAAUGGAUCUGCAAUGUGCUCCAAUUGAAUUCAUUGCUCUGUCAGAUGAUUCCUGCUUACUGCUUCUAGCUGGAAAAUUAGAUGAGGUGUUUCUCUGUCAUAUUCCUACAAAAGAAACUGUGUGGUUUUCGAACAUGGUUGCAGAGAAAAUAGAUCUUUCAGAAAGAUUUCCAGCCUCAAAAGUACAAGAUGGAUUUUUGAUGUAUGGCGAAACAGUGUCUGUUGGAUUAGCUAUUAAAAUGCAGACCUCUUUUAAACCACCUGAUCGUGAUGAUGAUGACAAUGGUGAUGGUGGUGACAACGAGAAUGAUGAUGGCCCUGGUGACGACAAUGAUGAUGGUGAUAGAAAUAGUUACGACUCUGAAUUCAAUCUUAAAGUUGACGACAGUAAUAUAUUACUUUCAAGUGACAAUGGAUUAAGUUAUAAUGUUUUCGAACUGAGAAGUUUUCCUUCAUUUGAAAAAAUUUAUACUAUGAACAUGUCUACAUAUGUACAACUGAUUGACUGCAAGCCAAAUCAGUUCCACGCAGUUGACACCCAUUUAGCGACUUCUUCGUACGUGGCUCGGCGCAUUUUCCCUCCUUUGGUGAAGGAAUGCAGACCCUCAGUCAUCCAUUCCUCCCACUGUCGUCGCAUUUCCGCCUUGAACGCCUUGUUUACGGAUAAGUCCAACGGCUGUAAAACUUUUGUCAUGCCGCCAGGAAUUACGGCCAAUGUGGCCGAUAGAGCUUUGCACUUUAGUUUCACACUAUCUAGCAGUUCAAAUCAGAGUGAAUAUUUUAAUGUAAAAAGCAUGUAUGAAACAUCUCUCGCAUCAAGGCUGCAGAGUUUGAUUCAAAGAAAGAAAUUUUUGGAAGCAGAAACAUUUGCUAUCAAUUCUCAUUUAGAUUUUGAAGUUAUUCAUAAAACAAAAAUAGUUUGUUUGCUAGCAGAUCUAUCUUCUACUGAAAAAAACCUCUCCAACAUAGAAUUGAACAACAUCUGGAAUGACAUAAGCCUCUCUCUUGAAAAAAUACAGGACCUAGAUUUUAUUGCACAAAAGCUGCAAAUUACUUUACCAGACAUACAUUUGAUGGAAAAAUGGCUUUCUAUUGUGAAAACUUGGGUUAAUAAAAGUUUGAACAAACUGGUUACUUUUCAACUUUUAGAAGCAUCCUUUUCACUGAGUAUGACAUUGAAAGAUUUUUUAUCCAAAAAUUUAUUGGAAUAUAUUUUGUCACAACUAGCAGUUGGUCACUUAAAGAAGGCUUUACUUGUAUGGAAAUGCCAUAAGAAUGAACUACUUUCUUCUCUUACUGAAGAUGAUGUUAUGAAUAUUUUAGAAAAGGUUCCAUACAACCUUACAUCAAACUUUUUAAUGCAGUUCCUAGAAGAAGAUUUAUUUCCAGUUGUGUUUCUAAGACUUCCUUCUGUUAUAGAUAAUGUUGCAGAAUGGCUCAUUCGUCGUGUGAAACUCUUGGAAAUGGAUGAAAAAAAAAAAAGGAUUGAUCCUACUUCUUCCAUUGGAGCUUUAUCUGCACUUUCACAAAAUUUAGAGCUUCUCACAAAACUUAAGAAAGAUUUUUCUUGCACAGUUCCCUCAGCUUACUUUGAGGAGUCCAAAAUGGAUCUAAUUUUUGCAGUUUUAGAUACAAUAAAUUUACCCUUGUUAUGUGAUGCUGUCAAGAGUUUUGUCCAGCCAUAUACUUUAGAAAAUGAACUAAAUUUAGAUUUCUGCCUUGAAAAUUACAUUGAAUAUGCAGUUCAAUCAGCGUUCUCGGUUUGGAGCUCUAAUGUGGAGGAAUCGUGGGAGGAUAGAUGGAUCGAAGUAAUUAAUUGCAUUGGAGAUCCUAACAUGUGGAACAAAGCAGCUUUGGUCAUCUUAGACAAAGCUACUGUUCCAUGGUCUGACAAAGUCCGGAAUCUUUUGAAACAAGGAUUGGUUUCUGGUAAUCCAAAACGAGAAGAUUUUGAAGUUCAAGCUACACGAAAUGCAGUAAAAGAAAUACUGAAAAAAUAUGAAAUAAAGGAUCUGAAGAUUGACCAAGAUGUCUGUGAUCCAGAAAUGGUUGUAAAGUAUAUUUUUAGAAAGAAUUGGCCAUCUGCAUUUGACGAUGCAAAAAAGAUAAUUUGCUCAUAUCGUGGUUGUCCGGAUGCCGAAAUUCAUUUCAAGUACUUGCAGUAUUUUUUAAUUAGCAAUAAGCUUGAUGAAAUGAUUGAGAUGUUGUCAACCCUUGCCAUUGAUGAUGCUGUUGAAUGCUGCAAUAGAUUAAUGUCAUAUUUAUCUUGUUGUUUGGAAGAUAAAUAUUUAGUGAAGAAUGACACUCAUUCCAUCGAAGUCAUGAUUGAUGCUUCUAUUUAUAUAGCUCAUUUUUUGAAAAGAAAUAAGAAAUCAGUUGAUGAAGAAAUGUUGAUUUUCUUAAGAUGUCUGAGGAAACUACAAGUAAAAUUUCAAAUGUUUUUAACACUAACUGAAUUCUCCAAUAAGUUGUAUGUUGAAAGAUUCUUGGAAACUUACAUUCAUUCUUCUUUGGAAAUUGUUCAAAAAGAGGAGGCCAAAGUGAAUGAUGAAAGAUCUGACUUAUUUUCUACUGCUGUUGUUAAAAUCAGUAGAUUGAGCGAUGCUCUUCUAGUGCCUAGAGAAAAAAUGGUAUCAAUGUUGAUUUUUAUUUGCUUAGAAAAAAAGAAAUAUAAUUGUGUCCUUAUGUUGUGCAGGGAUCUUAUAGUUUCUUAUCCUAGUGAAAGAAAUGCAGAAACAUUGAUGGAAGUCGUUGAACAUUUCUUUACAAAUUUCAGCAGUUUGGAAAACAUAAGUUUUGAUGUUAUGAUUGAAACCAUUUGCCACUUGACUUCAACAGCGGUCACAUAUUCUGAUGAAAAGUUAAUUAAACCGUUUCUAUAUGCUGUAAAUCUUUGUGCUUACUUUUCCACUAUCAAGAAGAUUAUUGGGCAGCAAGCGUCAUUGCCUUCAACAGCAUUUACUGUAGACUCUUAUGAUACAUGGAAGUUUUCUCCAAUGUAUAAUGACAAAGGUUUUCAGUUAGAAAGAAAAACAAUUGUAGAAGCUGUAACAAACAUCAUGCCUCUUUUGUUCAUGGAACGCAAUCACUCUGAUAAUGCAAUUGUGGCCUCUAUGGAUGGCAUGUUUCAAAUUGGGAGACAAUUGUAUGUUCACAUGAUGGAGAGGGGACAUGAAAUUGCUGCUCUUAAUACUCUGUUGAUGUACUAUCAACUAUUUCUUAAAGUAACUGAGGGCAGUGCAAAUGUUUCAGAUGCUUUUGAGCUCAUCUACAAUGAUGUUGAGAAUGUUGUGUUUUCAAUUUUGCAAAAAAUUGUUUCUCAGAGAAAUGUUGACAUACAUUAUGCUUUAAGUUUAUUAACACUCUUGCCAGAGAAGAACAGAAUCAUCUCAUUGAAAAAACUGUUGAAAUGGUGUGCUACGAAACUGCAUUGUCUUAGGGCCAUAGGAAAAAUUGGUUCUGAAUUUGGAGCUUUAUAUCAUGAUAGUGACCUCUCUACAGAGUAUGGCCGAAUUUAUAAAAAGGCAUCAAUACUACUAAUGCACAACAUGAAGUUUGUUUCUGCUGAUCAAAUUCUGGAUUCAACAAACAAGGAUUAUGGCUGGCAGAUUGUGAAAGAAAUCAUGUCUCCAAAUGUAGAUCUCUCGAGUAUUUAUGAGUGUUGUGAAGCUUUUGACUUACCAACAAACUAUGUAUUGGUCACUUUCCUCAACAAUCUGCUCUCUGAAAUCGAUAGGAGCACUCUUAAUUGUACCGAAUUAAAUGAAAGUGAUGUUGCUGAGCCUUUAAGAACUGCUAAAUGUAUUUUGCAAAAUAUUAAAGAUGAAGAUUUGGUUUUAUCAAGCCUGCAAAAUUUGUUAAAAAUGAUUAGUCCAUACAGUUAUGAGAUUCUUCUGUUUGUGUAUCAUGAACUGUUAAAAGUGUCAGCCAAUGUAACAACUGUGGAUUCUGAAUCCAUUGAAAAGGGCAUUAUAAUCUUAAAGUUUCUUAAAGUUUACAAGAGAAGAUCUCCUCCCACAGAGUCGGAGCUUCAGCAAUGGCUUGCUAUUCAUCCUACUGCCUUUAAUCUACCUGCACUAUCUAAAACAAGAAUGUCAUUUGGAUCUUUAAUGCACGGAAAAGUGCAUACGAUCAUCAAUCCUGAACUUGCUCCUCAAACUUUGAUGCUUUGGUUAGAGCUAGCAAAGUGGCUAGAAUUAUCUGAAGAUGAGCUUAAAAUGAUUGCAAUAAAAAACUUAGUUUCAAAUUAUCUUGCUAAACAUUCUGGAACAAAUGUUGCUCUGAGUGAAGAUUUGGUGCUUUUAGACACUAUAAAUAAUUUGAUGCAAAAGAUUAAUAAUCCAAAAUUGGCUACUGUUUGUGCAAACUGGAUUGCUAAUAUGAUGCCAAAAGGAGCCAAUUGUGUGACGUUUUCAAAUCUUGCUGUAAAAUAUGCACAAAUUUGGCUGAAUCAAUCUCCAAUGGACUCAAGCGCUGCAAGCAGCUUAAAAAAUUUACUGCGGCGUCGCCAAAGAGCUGCCAUUGAAAGGAUAUUGUUCAGUUCUAACUUUUCUUCUGAAAGAAUAUUGACCUGCGCUCAUGAUCCUCGUCAACUUAUUGAGUAUUUAUUGGAGGAGUAUUGUGCAUCAGUUAACUCGAGUAUGAAAGUUUGUAAAGUUGCAUUUGAUAUUGCUGAAGAAACCAAAAUUGAUCUAACUGCAAUUUUUUCCAAGUUUUUUUUCAACUGGCUGAGUUUCUCCCCCUGCGAUUCAAAUUUGGAUGAAUCAAUAUUAGGUUCUCCUACAAUUCAAAUUAUUGAAGAUUCUAGUGAUGAUAACCAAAAUUUGUUGAAAGCCAUGUUCUUGCUUCUGGGCAUUCCAUCAGAAUUUUACCCAAGAAUUUCUGAAGCAGCAGCAAAAGAACUGAAAAAUCUGUCAGCUAGUCAGCAGGGUAGAUUAUUGUUUUGUUUAGCAUCAGUAUUUGGAAACAAGGUAGCAGCGCAAUUUCUCAACAUUGAGUCCAAGAUCCUUGAUGACUAUUUGAUACCUUUCAUGUGUGCUUCCUACCUUGAGAGCUUAAGAAUUAUAUGCCCUGUAGAAAUGUUCCUGAAAUGCAGUAAAGUGGAGUUGAUCCAACAAAUAUUAUCUACACACUCGAAUAGUUCAAAGGCACUCCUCUUUUGUGUCAAACUGUGUUUGGAAUACAAUAUAUGGACUUCUGAAAUCUGGGAAGUCAUACUUCAAAGAAUGACUGCUAUGUCAAUGGACAAAGCAUUAGAAGGUAUUCUUGUUACCUAUCAAGAUAAAAUAAUGAAUUUGUGGCAUAGUAAAGCCUUUAUUUCUGCUUGGAAAUGUGUCGUCAAUGGUGUUUUUAAAAUGGAUAAUGUUGAUGCAUCUAAUCUUAUUUCAAGAAUAUAUAAAGCUCUUCUACAAUGUCCUUGUACAACUUCUCUGGAUAUUGAAUCUUUGUGGACUGAAAUCAAGUUUUCUCUACAGACAUCCUCUGAUAUUAAUUUAGAUGAACUGAAGCCUAAAUCGGAUGUGUGCUCCCUCAUUGAAGCUUUGGAGAUAUUACUGGAAAAUAAAUGAUUUUUCAUUGAGUACUGCAUUUUCAGAUUACUUUCUCAUGGUGCAUGGCGUAAAUAUUUAAAGCUGGUGUGUAAAUUAUGUACAGUUUUGCUAAUAAAUUAUUUUAAAAU
Molecule: messenger RNA, 6365 nt
Organism: Uloborus diversus
Lineage: Eukaryota; Metazoa; Arthropoda; Arachnida; Araneae; Uloboridae
Gene: rod
Exons: 45
Coding region: 1-6255 (2084 amino acids)
Biological process (GO): protein localization to kinetochore involved in kinetochore assembly; mitotic spindle assembly checkpoint signaling; mitotic sister chromatid segregation
Cellular component (GO): cytoplasm; RZZ complex; kinetochore microtubule
Molecular function (GO): small GTPase binding
Source: RefSeq, a predicted model, not a curated record